Molecule: messenger RNA, 1626 nt
Organism: Synchytrium microbalum
Lineage: Eukaryota; Fungi; Chytridiomycota; Chytridiomycetes; Synchytriales; Synchytriaceae
Exons: 8
Coding region: 1-1626 (541 amino acids)
Molecular function (GO): phosphoprotein phosphatase activity
Source: RefSeq, a predicted model, not a curated record
AUGAUUGUUUCGACACCAACAAAAGGAAACAAUGCUCCCUCGGCCUUCAUUACCUCGGCGCCCAGAACAAAGACCAAGAUUAUACAGAGGUCGCUUCAUGCCAAUCCAUCAAACACACCCUCAAAAUCAGCCACGACACCAACAAAUGGCAACAGUCCAUUGACUGUCGUAGAAGGCCCGAGUACGAGAACAACUCCUACUAGGCAGAAUCCUGGAUCAUCACAACAGCAACAGCAACUAGCAACAAACUCCCCAACGAGAAGGAGGAUUGUAAGAUCAAUCUUCCCGCCUCCUGCCGCUGCAUCAAUAGCGUCAUCAUCAACCGCCGCGGCAGUGGAAGAUCAAGGUCAUGCCAAACCGAAGCGACAUAUUGGCAACAAACGAAGUAGUGAUGCAUCUUCAAUAACCAGUACGAAAGGGGACAGUGGUGCUGCCGAACCUGUAUUAAAAGCCAAGAGGAUCAGCACUAGGAAGUCAGCAAAGAGUUAUGAGUCGCUCGAGACGCCUGAACAGCAGGUUGUUGACAAGCCCCUAAUGGAAUUAGAUAGAGAACGAGAAGAGUCGGAUGCUACCGUACCAGAAGUGAAUGGAUCCUCGAGUACUUUGUCUGGUUUCUUCUCUCCUACAUAUAACUUGCUGAGGAAGUGGGCUGGAGUUGCAGAUGGCAAGGAUUCAGACGGAGAAGCCAAGGAAGACGAGAAUGUGCCGCCCGCCGAAUCGGCCCCAUCAUCAUCACCUUCAACAAAACGUUCAACCCCCGACCCACAGGAAUCGUGUAAAUUGAUACCCGACGAUACCGCUUCUACACCACCACCUGCUAGCCUGUCAACUGCAGCAGCAAACCUGAAUCUGCAGUCUCCGCAUCAUCAUAGUUAUUAUCAGAAUCAUGAGCAUGAGGUUGAAGAAGUUGAGAAUGACCCUGAUGCAGGUGGUGAAAUGGCCGUAGACGAUACAGAAGACCUUGAAGAUGAAUUCGACCCGUACAGUUUUAUAAGGUCACUACCACCUCUGACGAAAGAACAACUAGCAAGACCAUGUGUGCUGCCACGAAGGACUCGAUCCACUCCAAAGAUAACACUGGUGCUGGACUUGGAUGAGACCCUUGUCCACUGCUCAACUGCAUCAAUCGAAGCAUCAGACAUCAACUUCCCUGUCGAGUUUAAUGAUCAAAGUUAUCAUGUCUCUGGAAGGUUGAGGCCGUUUUGUAGAGAAUUCUUGGAAGGAGCCGCAAGAAUGUUUGAAGUCGUAGUAUUUACUGCCUCUCAGAAGAUUUAUGCUGAAAAAGUCUUGAACAUUUUGGAUCCUGAGAAGAAGUUGAUCAAAUAUCGACUGUUUCGAGACUCGUGUCUUUUGGUUUACGGCAACUAUCUGAAGGAUUUAACUAUACUAAAUCGAGACAUGAUGAAGAUGGUGAUUGUAGACAAUUCACCACAAGCCUUUGGUUUUCAGGUUGAUAACGGAAUACCCAUUACCUCGUGGUAUGAAGACUCAACCGACUGUGAGCUCAAGACGCUAUUAGAAUUCCUCAAAACUAUACAGCAUGUCGAAGAUGUCAGGCCCCGCGUUGCUGAAACGUUUGGUUUACGGGAACGUGUAGAGGCCGCCAGACCCAUGCUAUUAAUGUAA